Pediculus humanus corporis (human body louse) is the source of this 1179-nucleotide messenger RNA. Its product is annotated as choline/ethanolamine kinase, putative. The record is from RefSeq and is a predicted model, not a curated record. Bases 1 to 1179 code for a protein of 392 amino acids. Gene Ontology annotation, molecular function: choline kinase activity; ethanolamine kinase activity. Gene Ontology annotation, cellular component: cytoplasm. NCBI's taxonomy places the organism in Eukaryota, Metazoa, Arthropoda, Insecta, Psocodea, Pediculidae. The transcript is spliced from 8 exons. Gene Ontology annotation, biological process: CDP-choline pathway; phosphatidylethanolamine biosynthetic process.
AUGAAUAACCAAGUUUUAAACGGAGUGAAAUUAAUGGAAACGGAAAAAACAGAUGAAAUAAGAGAAAAAGGUUACAACAUAUGCAGAGAAUAUUUAAACGGUGCCUGGGGAUUGAUAACACCUGAUGAAUUCAUAAUAAAAAAAUUAAGUGGAGGAUUAAGUAAUUUCUUAUAUCUUUGCGCAUUGCCAGACAAUCGAUCUCCGAUUGGUGACGAGCCUACAAAAGUUUUAUUAAGAAUUUACGGUCAAGAUCAUUCUGACGCACAAACUAAAUUCAUAACAGAAUGCGUUAUAUUUACAUUGUUAUCGGAAAACAACAGAGGGCCAAGACUGUAUGGUGUUUUUCCAGGGGGACGUUUGGAAGAAUACAUACCGGCGAGACCUUUGAGCACGGAUGAACUUUCCGAUGAUAAUCUUAGUCUCGUGAUUGCUGAUUCAAUUGCUGAAAUUCAUUCCAUGAAUGUUCCUCUAUCGAAAGAACCAAGAUGGUUAUGGGGUUCAAUCGAAAGUUGGCUGAGAAAACUUGAAAACAAGAAAGAAGUACUCAAAGUGAAUAAUUUACUUGGUAACGACUUGAAAGAAGAAUUAAGAUGGUUAAGAAAUUACUUGUCAACAAUUAGAUCUCCUGUUGUUUUCUGUCAUAACGAUCUGCAAGAAGGAAACAUAUUAAAAAAGACAAAUGUUGAUGAAACAAAUCAAAAAACUAAAAAUUUAAUGAUAAUAGAUUUUGAAUAUUGUUCGUAUAACUACAGAGGAUUUGAUUUGGCUAAUCAUUUUUGCGAAACAAUAAAUCCUUUGAUAAGUAUUAAAAUGAGCGGAAAUCCGUUAGAAAAAUUCGUACGAAGAUAUUUAUCCAAAUUAAACAAAUCUGAUGGUGACGUAUCAGAUGAAGAAGUUGAUGAUGUAUUAAAAGAAAUUCGUGCAUAUACACUUGCUUCUCAUAUGUAUUGGGGUAUAUGGAGUGUUGUUAAUUCAGUGACAGCAUUGAUUGAUUUUGAUUAUUGGAGUUAUGGAAAAUAUAGAUUCAAUGCAUAUUUAAAUCAUAAAAUGUCUCUGUUUGAAGAUGAAGAAGAAGAAUCUCAAUUAAUUGUUGUUGAUUCAGUUUUACAAAGAACAGAAGGUAAAGAUGGCAUUACAAUUCCACGUGCAAGAUCAUCAUCACUAAUAGAAACAAAUUAA